Messenger RNA from Symbiodinium pilosum, 621 nucleotides. The record is from the annotation of a GenBank genome assembly. Lineage: Eukaryota; Dinophyceae; Suessiales; Symbiodiniaceae.
AUGGUAUGCAUCAACGAAGGGCUCUGGCUUGCUAUGGGACAUCCGCUGAAGGGCGGCAAGGGAGCCAAGGGCGGAAAAGCUGGCAAGGGCAAGGGCAAGUCCAAAGGCAAGAUUGCACUGUGGAAGAAAGUGCUGAAGAAAAAGGCGCAGAAGGCCGAAGCCAAGAAAGAUGCCCCGAAGCAAGCCUCGGAUGAGGAGGUCGAUGCCCAGGAUGUCUUCUGGAGGCCGACGUGGGAUACACUUGGCCCUCUUCAGGAGGUGAGGGAGAAGGACGACAUGAAUCGCUUGGGUCGGAAACGCGAGAAGACGGGCAAAGAUGAUUUCGGAUUUGGCGUGCUGCUGAACCGAGCUCCCGUCCUCCGGUCCAAGAAAAGUUUGGAAGCGGCAAAGGAGGAGCAAGAGACUCCAGAGCCUGGGCAAAGCCGCCGAGCACUGGCCCAGAAGCGAAGGCGCCAGCGGAAGCUGCUGGCGCUGGAGGCGCCUGAGAAGCAGUUGGCCUUGCCGCCAGUGGAGGAGGCCAAAGCUGCUGGAUCUGCCACGGAGAAGCCUGGGAAGCCCAAGAAAAAGAUUGUCAGGAAGAAAUCCAAGAAGGCUCCAGCAGCAGAAAGUUCUGCAACUUGA